ACCAAAAUGUCGCCACUGGCUGGCCGGAUCACACGGGUAAGCCGGGAAAGAGCUGGAUCCCCUGUCCUGCAAUGCAAAGCCGCGUGUUUCCUCUUGCACUUGUGCCACGACCAGAUAGAAUAGCAGGCAGGCAGCCGGCGUGCCUUGCCUAUUGCACGCAUGGUACUCCCAUUCCCCUAUAGGAUAAUACUAGUUGGAGAAGAGAACACGCACUUGGAGCAGCAGAAGCUAACUUAUCUUGACUCAGUUGACUGGCAUUCCCGUAUACAUGAAACGUCCAAAGGCUCGUAGGGCAGGCAUAGGCAGGACGCAGGUGAUGUAGAUAGUAGCGUUGGAGCACGUUGGCUCUGCCUCACUUCGUCGCGUUUGGCUGGCUGUGACGUGGACCGUGAUGGGUCGUUGGAGGACGGCCGGGGAGAGAAGGAAGCAGAGCAACCGUAGCAGCAGUACCAGGGUACCACGGCGUCAGGUUCCAUCCAGCAGCCCGUGACGCUACGUUGUCGCUACCCAACGAGUGUGAACUGUGAGGUGUGAAGGCCCUCGUACGCUCCCCUCCCACUCUCCCGUAGUCCCGUUGUCCUGUCUCCUUUCCCCUGCAAAAACCAGGCGGCCGGACGUGUCGAGCCGCGUGGCUAACCCACAUGCUUAGCAAGCAUCGGCGGCUACUAGCAGCCUGCCUAAGCUUGGCCCCCCGACAUCCCAACGGCAGGGCACAGCCAGCGGAGCACGCACGCGCCUCGCGAUUUCGCCGGGGGGGAUAUGCUCUGCUCUGGCGCGGUCGCAACCCGCAGCCGCAGCUGGACGCGGUCGCAGCGGGCGAUGUGCAAGCCCAGGCCCGGCUCCGACGCGGCGGCGCCGCGGCCCGCGGCGGCCCCCUCGUCCCGCCGCUCUGCCUCCUCCUCGUCCUCCGCCAAGCGCCGCCUCGCCGCGGCCGGGGACUCCUCCGCCACCGCCUUCACGUCCUCCAACUCGGGGGCGGGGCCCUCCGGCGCGGGCACGGCCAGCGGGCAGCGGCGCGGCGCCACCUCGUCGUCCUCGACCUCGUCCGCGUCCUCCGGCCGCGCCUCCCUCGCCGCGGCGCGCGCCUCGCUCCCGGACCCGCCCGUGCUCUACCCGUUCCAGGAGCUCGCCGCCGCCACCAACAGCUUCCUCGCCAAGCGCGCCGGGGGCGACGCCUACUGGCGCUGCUCCCUCCGCCGCCGCGACGCGGCGCUCUUCCAGCUCCCGCGCCGCCCCGGCGCGGCCGUGGACGCCGCCGCGCUCGCCCGGGUCGGCAGAUACCACCACACCAGCCUCGCGCGGCUGCUGGGCGCGUGCCCCGCGGGCGCGCACCUCUACCUCGCCUACGAGCUCCCGCCGGGCGCCGCCACGCUGGCGGCGUGCCUGCGCAGCCCGCGGAACCCCAGCUUCACCGCGCUCCGCACCUGGGUCUCCCGCGUCCAGGUCGCCGCCGACGUCGCCCAGGGGCUCGAGUACGUCCACCACCACGCGGGCGCCGUCCACGGCCGCGUCUCGCCCUCCGCCGUGGUCGUGUCCGACCCGGGCCUCCGCGCGCGGCUCACCCACUUCGGCGCGGCCGAAUUCGCGGCCCCCGCCGACGCCCGGGAGGCCGGCGAGUCCCCCUACGCGGCGCCGGGGUCGAGCGAGCCGUCGCGGGAGGCGGACGUGUACGCCUUCGGGGUGCUGCUGCUGGAGCUGCUCUCCGGGGAGGAGCCGGCGAGGUACCGCUUCGACAGGGGCACCAAGGAGUUCCAGCGGGUGUCGGUCCUCGAGACGGCCGCGGCGGCGGCGGCGGGCGGGAGCGUGAGGAACUGGGUCGACAGGAGGCUAGGGGACUCGUUCCCCGUGGCGGCCGCGGAGAGGCUGGUGGAGGUGGCGCUCCGGUGCGCGUCGCCGGAGAACCGGCCGGACAUGACGUGGGUCGCGGGGAAGGUGUCCAAGGUUUACCUCGAGUCCCGGGCGUGGGAGCAGAAGGUCCAAGUGCCCACCGAGUUCUCCGUAUCGGUGGCGCCGCGGUGAACCGAGCGCGACCGCGCGCCGACAUCGCCGUUGCCAUUUUCAGCUGGAUGCGGCUUAGUGGCUCGAUCGUGGACUCGGGGUAGUGGGGUUGGGGAAAGUAGGCAAACCGAAAUCCUUAGGAAAUUUAUUGAAAUUCCUGUGAAAUUUCAAUUCUAAAAACUAUAUCCUGAUUCUGCUGUAGACCAUUAACCUCGGCGCCCACGAUUGCUUGCUGAGAUUUUCGGCAAGGUUCUUUCCACCUAGGUGAUCAGAUGAGAGUAGAUCAGUAGAUGGGGAUAGAUGAUUUUUGUGUGCACGUGCACCAGUCCUACUCGUACAGAGGAUUGAUCGAUUGUGGAGUAGUAAUUGUAAAAGUAAAAGCAUGUGCGGCUGCCAGCACAUCACGCAUCACGGUAGGUUUGUGCUUCCGCCCUUUGCGCACGAUUGGCAAGGAAUCUGAAACCAAGUGAG
This is a messenger RNA of Panicum hallii, 2469 nucleotides long. RefSeq names its product chitin elicitor receptor kinase 1-like. The transcript has a single exon. Gene Ontology annotation, biological process: protein phosphorylation. Gene Ontology annotation, molecular function: protein kinase activity; ATP binding. NCBI's taxonomy places the organism in Eukaryota, Viridiplantae, Streptophyta, Magnoliopsida, Poales, Poaceae. Bases 760 to 2019 code for a protein of 419 amino acids. The record is from RefSeq and is a predicted model, not a curated record.